Molecule: messenger RNA, 1170 nt
Organism: Sorghum bicolor (sorghum)
Lineage: Eukaryota; Viridiplantae; Streptophyta; Magnoliopsida; Poales; Poaceae
Product: F-box protein At5g65850
Exons: 1
Coding region: 1-1170 (389 amino acids)
Molecular function (GO): protein binding
Source: RefSeq, a predicted model, not a curated record
AUGGCGUUUCAGCCGGAAGAAGCAGCGCGGCAAGAUCUGAUGAACGACGACGUGGUCAGCGAGAUCCUGCUCCGCCUCCCGUCCGCCGCCGUUCUCCGCUCCCGUGCCGUCUGCAGGGCGUGGCGCCGCAUCGCCAGCAGCCCAGCCUUCGCCGCGGCCCACGCCCGCCGCCGCCCGCUGGAGCUCAUCUUCCAGCGCCACGGUCCGAGCGGCGCGCUCGAAAGCAUCCCGGCGGCCGCCCUCGACGAGCCUCAGCGCCGGUGCCUCGACGUUGAGUACCCCGAGGAAUCUAGCUGGCGAGGCUACAACCUGAUCGCUUCCUGCGACGGGCUCCUGCUGUUCCAGCGAGGUCGCGGCGGCGGCACCUACUACGUCUGCAACCCGGUAACCCGGCAGUGGACGACAGUGCUGCCUCGUCCCGCCGGCACCUUCACGCUGCCCUGCGGCUUCUACGUCCACGGGCCAACCCGCGAGCACCGCCUGCUGUGCCUCACGAGCGACCACCAGGGAUCGCACUACGUUUACUCGCUCGAAGCCGCCCAAGCCCGGCGGCUGGGACAAGCGUUGCCGGUCGUGGGGUUGUUGGUUGACCAGCCAAUCUGCUCCCUCAACCAUCGCGGGAAGCUUCACUGGCUGCGCCAUCCCCGGGUCAUCUUCUCGACAGAGAACCUCAUGGCGGCCGAAGACGACGACAAGUACAAGAUCUUGGCGUUUGACACCAUGUCGGAGACGUUCCGGCGGAUCUCCCGCCCGCCGCUGAGGAGGAGGGACGGCGUCGCCGAGUUCUUCCUGCUGGAGAUGGACGGGAUGCUGGCCAUGGCGGAUUUUCUCGAUGGUUCGAUGCACCUUUCGGUGCUGGAGGACUAUAAUGAUGACAAUAGCUGGACACGUCGUCUCCAGGUUUAUUUGCCGGCACCGUUGCAGCAUGCAUGUUGGGCGGUGAACGCCGACGUGGAAGGAGCAGCAGGGCAGGAUGUGAUUCUUCUAGGAGACAGCAGGACAUGUUGGGUGGGGCUAUACCAUGUCAAGCAGAAGAGGGUGUUAAAGAAAAUUCUACUUGCUGACAAUGAGAGGCGUGGAAUUGCGCCUCCCACGCUGGUGCAUGCCCUCUUAUUUAGGGACAGCCUUGAGCGACACAACUUCUUCCAUCUUCAUCAUAGUCCACAAUAA